CUUGAGUGAAGCGGUGAAAACAAGAACAAAAAAGGAACGUCCUUUUUGUUUCUGGAGAUUGCGUUCUUGUGACCCUUCACUGAAAUUAAGCGUUUCUUCACUCAGAUUUCGUGUUCGGUGUCUUUGAAUCUCGUUCGUUUUUUUUUUUGGUAUUUUCCGAUUUGGAGAAAUGGGUGAUUGGUACCAGCUUGCUCAGUCUGUUAUCUUGGGUUUGAUCUUCGCUUACCUUCUCGCUAAGCUAAUCUCUAUCCUCGUCGCGUUUAAAGACGAGAAUCUCUCCCUCACUCGCAACCACGAGACCCAAUCGGAGAAUGAUUAUCGUAAGGUCGAAUCUUCAACCGGAAUUGGCGGCGAGACGGAUUCUCUCGUGGCGGAGCAAGGUAGCUUGAGAGGUGAUGAAGAUGAUGAUGAUGACGAUGAAGACGACGAUUGGGAAGGUGUGGAAAGUACAGAGCUUGACGAGGCAUUCAGUGCUGCGACGGCCUUUGUGGCUGCUGCUGCAUCGGACCGGCUUUCACAGAAAGUAUCAAACGAUUUGCAACUUCAGCUUUACGGGUUUUACAAGAUUGCCACUGAAGGACCUUGUACUGCUCCACAACCUUCAGCUCUCAAAAUGACUGCUCGUGCCAAGUGGCAAGCAUGGCAGAAACUGGGUGCUAUGCCUCCUGAGGAAGCAAUGGAGAAGUAUAUCGAUCUUGUUACUCAGUUGUACCCUGCUUGGGUAGAAGGUGGCUCGAAAGGAAGAAAUCGUAGUGGUGAUGCUUCAGGCUCCAACUCUAGAGCAGCCAUGGGACCUGUUUUUAGCUCAUUGGUGUAUGAAGAGGAAUCCGAAAAUGAGUUGAAGAUUGAUGCAGUUCACGCCUUUGCUAGAGAAGGAGAAGUGGAAAAUCUACUGAAAUGCAUAGAAAAUGGCAUACCCGUAAAUGCAAGAGACAGUGAAGGAAGAACACCGCUGCAUUGGGCUAUAGACCGUGGCCACCUGAAUGUUGCUAAAGCUCUGGUUGAUAAGAAAGCCGAUGUUAAUGCUAAAGACAAUGAAGGCCAAACCUCUCUACACUACGCUGUUAUGUGCGAAAGAGAAGCUCUCGCCGAGUUUCUAGUAGAGCAAAAAGCUGAUACAACCAUUAAAGAUGAAGAUGGAAACUCGCCUCUUGAUCUUUGUGAAUCAGAGUGGUCUUUUAUGCGAGAGCAGAGGGAUUUCAAUUAGAGUUUUUAGUAUCUAAAGUGUGGUUUUAAAUCUCUCAAAACUUUUUUUUUUAAACAGAGAUGCUUUUUUUACCUUACUUCUUAGUUCUAGUUUGCUUCUGUUUGAGCAAGAAGAUAUUUGCUUCCUCAAUUCUAUGCAUCUGCAUAUAGUAACUGGUUUUUAUUGGUUACUAUAUUGAACCAGAGAGGGAGAGAGAGAGAUCAUCAUAACCCAAUAAAGCUCAAUACGUUUUU
Molecule: messenger RNA, 1440 nt
Organism: Eutrema salsugineum
Lineage: Eukaryota; Viridiplantae; Streptophyta; Magnoliopsida; Brassicales; Brassicaceae
Product: acyl-CoA-binding domain-containing protein 1
Exons: 6
Coding region: 170-1207 (345 amino acids)
Molecular function (GO): fatty-acyl-CoA binding; protein binding
Source: RefSeq, a predicted model, not a curated record